Messenger RNA from Malaclemys terrapin pileata, 1129 nucleotides. Its product is annotated as cadherin-1-like. The transcript is spliced from 8 exons. Gene Ontology annotation, molecular function: cadherin binding; calcium ion binding. Gene Ontology annotation, biological process: homophilic cell-cell adhesion; multicellular organism development; cell-cell junction assembly. Bases 98 to 1021 code for a protein of 307 amino acids. The record is from RefSeq and is a predicted model, not a curated record. Gene Ontology annotation, cellular component: catenin complex; plasma membrane; adherens junction. Lineage: Eukaryota; Metazoa; Chordata; Testudines; Emydidae.
GCUGGAGCCUGCAGCACAAACUCUUCCCGAAAUCCAACCCACCACACAGACUUUGCCCCUGCUGAAGGUCGGGCUGGGCGCGUGGGGAAGCCGCCCCAUGGCCCAGCCAGCCAGAGGGAGGCUCUCACAGGGCCAGCAGACAGCCAGAGCCAUGCGCUGCUCCACUCUCACCCUCCUCUUCCUCCUCACGCAGGACUUCUGCCCCUGCCUUCAGGCAGCUGGGCUAACAGUCCCAAAGGCCAGCCCUGGCAAGAAGAGGCAGAAGAGAGACUGGGUCGUCCCUCCAAUCAACUGCCCUGAGAAUGAGAGGGGGCCCUUCCCCAAGCCGCUGGUUCAGAUCAAAUCCAACAAGAACAAAGAGACCAUGGUUUUCUACAGCAUCACGGGGCAGGGCGCAGACACCCCCCCUGUGGGCGUCUUCAUCAUCGAAAGGGAGACGGGGUGGCUGCAGGUGACGAAGCCGCUGGACAGAGAGGACAUCAGCCACUACACGAUUGUUUCCCACGCUGUGUCUGCGAAUGGGCAGCCCGUGGAGGACCCCAUGGAGAUCAUCAUCACCGUGAGGGACCAGAACGACAACAAACCCCAGUUCACCCAGAGCAUCUUCACAGGCUCCAUAGAAGAAGGAGCCAAGCCAGGUACCUCUGUGAUGCAAGUGACAGCCACAGAUGCAGACGACAGUGUAAACACCUACAAUGGGGUCAUUACUUACUCCAUCCUGCAGCAGAUACCUGAACAACCCCACCGCGGGAUGUUCGCCAUCAACUCAGAGACUGGCGUCAUCAGUGUGCUUGGAACUGGGCUGGACAGAGAGACUGCCCCUCAGUACAGGCUGACAGUGCAGGCUGCAGAUCUGCAGGGAGAGGGGUUGACAGCCUCCGCCACUGCUGUCAUUGAGGUGCAGCUCUACCAACGUGGAUGGGCACUGCCCGCUCUUCCUGGCUCCUGGGCAGGUGAAGGCUGGCACGUACAAGCUGCACUUCGACACUGGGGCUUAUUGGCAGCAGCGGGGCUACACUAGCUUCUACCCCUAUGUGGAGGUUGUCUUCACGGUCACAGAGCAAACCCGGAAGCUGCACAUCCCUCUGCUGAUCAGCCCCUUCUCCUAUACCACCUACAAGGGGCACUA